Messenger RNA from Catharus ustulatus (Swainson's thrush), 3812 nucleotides. RefSeq names its product TLE family member 3, transcriptional corepressor (gene TLE3). Lineage: Eukaryota; Metazoa; Chordata; Aves; Passeriformes; Turdidae. The coding region runs from base 321 to 2660 and encodes 779 amino acids. The transcript has 21 exons. Gene Ontology annotation, cellular component: transcription regulator complex; nucleus. Gene Ontology annotation, biological process: regulation of DNA-templated transcription; negative regulation of canonical Wnt signaling pathway. The record is from RefSeq and is a predicted model, not a curated record. Gene Ontology annotation, molecular function: transcription corepressor activity; protein binding.
CGUGCUCGGGCGCCGCUGCCCCGCUCCGCGCCCGCUCCGCGAUGGCUCCCGGAGUUACGGCGAUCCCCGCUGGACGCAGCUGAACGGCCGCCCCCGGGCGGGGGACCCGCUCGCACCUCGCAUGUCCGCGGCGCCCGGGAAGUCGGAUGUGUACGGCCUUCCUCCCCCUCCUCCUCUCCUCCAUGGCCGUCGUGCUCCGGCUUCUCGGCCUCUCCGGGAGCGCUCCGAGGCCGGCGGGCAGCAGCGGCAGCUCCGCACGUCGCGAUCGCCGUAGCGAGGCUCGGCGCGGCUGCUCCCAGUGACCGCGCCCCAGCCCGGCCAUGUACCCCCAGGGCCGGCACCCGGCUCCGCACCAGCCGGGCCAGCCGGGCUUCAAAUUCACCGUAGCCGAGUCCUGCGACCGGAUCAAGGACGAGUUCCAGUUCCUGCAGGCCCAGUACCACAGCCUCAAAGUGGAGUAUGACAAGCUGGCGAACGAGAAGACCGAAAUGCAGCGCCAUUACGUUAUGUACUACGAAAUGUCGUACGGUUUGAAUAUUGAAAUGCACAAACAGACAGAAAUUGCUAAGAGGCUGAACACGAUUUUAGCCCAGAUCAUGCCUUUUCUGUCACAAGAGCACCAACAGCAGGUGGCCCAGGCUGUUGAGCGUGCCAAGCAGGUGACAAUGACAGAGCUGAAUGCCAUCAUCGGGGUACGUGGACUUCCCAAUCUGCCUCUCACCCAGCAGCAGCUCCAGGCCCAGCACCUGUCCCACGCUGCCCACGGCCCCCCCGUGCAGCUGCCCCCGCACCCCUCGGGGCUGCAGCCCCCAGGACUGCCCCCUGUCACCGGCACCAGCUCGGGGCUGCUGGCCCUGGGGGCCCUGGGCAGCCAGGCCCACCUGGCAGUCAAGGACGAGAAGAAUCACCACGACCUGGACCACAGAGAGCGAGACUCAAGUGCAAAUAAUUCCGUGUCCCCCUCGGAGAGCCUGCGGGCCAGCGAGAAGCACCGGAGCUCCACGGAUUACAGCAUGGACUCCAAGAAGAGGAAAGCAGAGGAGAAGGACAGCAUGAGCCGAUAUGACAGCGAUGGUGACAAGAGCGAUGACCUGGUGGUCGAUGUCUCCAACGAGGACCCCGCCACCCCCCGGGUGAGCCCGGCCCAUUCCCCGCCGGAGAACGGGCUGGACAAGGGCCGUGGGCUGAAGAAGGGCGACGCUCCCAACAGCCCGGCCUCGGUGGCCUCCUCCAGCAGCACUCCCUCCUCCAAGACCAAGGACCUGGGCCACAACGACAAAUCCUCCACGCCCGGCCUCAAGUCCAACACUCCGACGCCCAGGAACGACGCUCCCACCCCGGGCACCAGCAGCACCCCGGGGCUGCGGCCCAUGCCCGGCAAGCCCAGCGGCAUGGACCCCCUGGCCUCGGCCCUGCGCACGCCCAUCUCCAUCGCGGGCUCGUACGCGGCGCCGUUCGCCAUGAUGGGGCACCACGAGAUGAACGGCUCCCUGACCAGCCCUGGUGCCUACGCGGGGCUGCACAACCUCCCCCCGCAGAUGAGCGCGGCCGCCGCCGCCGCCGCCGCCUACGGCCGGGCCCCCAUGGUGAGCUUUGGAGCUGUGGGGUUUGACCCACACCCCCCCAUGCGAGCCCCGGGGCUGCCCUCCAGCCUGGCCUCCAUCCCCGGAGGGAAACCGGCGUACUCGUUCCACGUGAGCGCGGACGGGCAGAUGCAGCCGGUGCCGUUCCCGCACGACGCGCUGGCGGGGCCGGGCAUCCCGCGGCACGCGCGGCAGAUCAACACGCUGAGCCACGGCGAGGUGGUGUGCGCCGUCACCAUCAGCAACCCCACGCGCCACGUCUACACCGGCGGCAAGGGCUGCGUCAAGAUCUGGGACAUCAGCCAGCCCGGCAGCAAGAGCCCCAUCUCCCAGCUGGACUGCCUGAACAGGGAUAACUACAUCCGCUCGUGCAAGCUGCUGCCGGACGGGCGCACGCUGAUCGUGGGGGGCGAGGCCAGCACGCUGACCAUCUGGGACCUGGCGUCGCCCACGCCGCGCAUCAAGGCCGAGCUGACGUCGUCGGCGCCCGCCUGCUACGCGCUGGCCAUCAGCCCCGACGCCAAGGUGUGCUUCUCGUGCUGCAGCGACGGCAACAUCGCCGUCUGGGACCUGCACAACCAGACCCUGGUCAGGCAAUUCCAAGGCCACACGGAUGGGGCCAGCUGCAUAGACAUCUCCCACGAUGGUACAAAGCUGUGGACGGGGGGUCUGGACAACACCGUGCGCUCCUGGGACCUGCGGGAAGGGCGGCAGCUGCAGCAGCACGACUUCACCUCCCAGAUCUUCUCCCUGGGGUAUUGCCCCACGGGGGAGUGGCUGGCAGUGGGCAUGGAGAGCAGCAACGUGGAGGUGCUGCACCACACCAAACCCGACAAGUACCAACUGCACCUGCACGAGAGCUGCGUCCUGUCCCUCAAAUUCGCCUACUGUGGGAAGUGGUUUGUGAGCACUGGCAAGGACAACCUGCUCAACGCCUGGAGGACGCCCUACGGAGCCAGCAUCUUCCAGUCCAAGGAAUCCUCGUCGGUGCUGAGCUGUGACAUCUCUGCAGAUGACAAGUACAUCGUCACGGGCUCUGGGGACAAGAAGGCCACAGUCUACGAGGUCAUCUACUGAAGUUGGCAUUUCCAGCCUGGACCACCCCGGGAGCGCCGACCCCGCCCGGAUUUACUGCAGAUCUGCAGCUCUGGCACACGUGGAAGCCCUAAACGGAUUUUUAUUUGGUUUUUCAAAGAGGUUUUGGGGUUUCUUUUGAAUUUUUUUUUUGUUUUUCCGGUUCUUUCCGUCUGGCUUUGGUGGCACUAUAAAGGACUCCUUUUUUAUUGGGACUUUUUUUUGUGCAUCCCGCAUAAGACUUGUGAAAAAUGUAAAUACUGGACUAGGAAAUAGCGUGGGAAGGGGGGACCCUCCCAGUACACUUAGCUGUGUAUUUUUGUCUGCUGUAAUUGUAUUCCACUGAUGGUUUUUGGUGGUGGCAAUUUUAUUCUGGGGUUAUUUUUUUUUUUGGUUGGUUUUUAUUUUUUAUUUUUUUUGUUUGUUUUUUUUUUUCCCUUUUUCCCUCCCCGUGGGGACUUUGCCAUGCAGGCUGAGCAGAGAUGUCCUCUGGUGAAAAGUUUGUUCCUCCUGUCGUGCGUGGUGUGUUCGUGCUGGUGGGGAAUCCUCAGCUACUGACGGGACAUCCACACAAUCCAACCACCUUGGGGUUGUUUUUUAUAGAUGGAUUUAUGGAUUUAUCCUUUUUUUUUUUUUUUUUUUUUUGGUUUUUUUUUCCGUGCUUGGAUGUUUGAAGAAAAGGGGAAGCCCACGCAAGCCCUUCUUGGUCUUCGGACAGAAGCAAAUGAGGAGUGAUUUCAAAGAAAGCUUAGAAAAUUCAGCUCAGGGAGCCACGAAAGAUAAUAGCAAACUUAUGUGUUUUGUAUUCAAAUGAAAGUAAAGAAUUAGAAUUGAUAACCUUGGAGAAAAAAAAAAAAAAAAGACAAAAAAAAUAUACAGGAUUUUUUUUUUUUUUUUUUUUAAAAAGCGAAAAAAAGUUUACUAACAAGUAGGGUUUGUGUGUGGUGGGGGGGCUGCUUGUGGUCCUUGUGGGCUUUAUGGUCUUGUGUCUUCUGGUUUUAUGGAGCAACUCCCUCCCCCCACAGGCCUUUUGUACUAAAGGGUUCCAAAAAGGACAUUAAAAAAAAAAAAGACAAAAAAAAAAAAAAGACAAACCCGAAGACCUAACGGGAAAAUAAAAGUAUUUGUGUAGCAGAAGUGCUCACCUGUAUCGUA